AUGUCUCAGACCGAUACUUUGACUACCUCUCGGCUGGCUGGAAAAGUCUGCAUCAUCACUGGCUGUAACUCUGCCAUUGGUAUCGGAGCUGCAAGUGCACUAUACUUUGCUAAAUCCUCUGCUGCUGCAAUAUACAUAACGGAUGUGAACACAAGCAACCUGCCAGCUUUAGCAUCUCUAAUAACAAAAAACUACAAGCAAACUAAAGUCCACAUCCAAAAAGUGGAUAGUGGCAACCCUAAAGAUGUCGCAAGUGUGGUCGAUGCUGCUCUCGCCGAAUACGGAAGACUAGAUGUGUUUUUCGCUAAUGCUGGGGUUCCUGGACAGGGAUAUGGGUUUGAUGUGACAGAGCAAGAUUUCAUGGAAGUGAUGCGGGUGAAUGCGUAUGGACCAUUCUUGGGUAUAAAAGAGGGAUCUAGAGGAAUGCUAGUCACGAGUGCCAGUAAGCCCAAAUCGGGAGGGAGCAUUAUUAUGACUGCUUCGAUAGCGGGGCUAAAAGCACAUGCUGGUGGACCACCGUAUUCUGCUGCUAAAGCUGGCGUCAUAUCCUUAGCACAGACUGGAGCUCAUACGCUGGCUGGGACAAACAUACGCUGUAACGCAGUAUGCCCUGGCCUCAUAGCAACCGAGAUGAUCAAAACAGGUGUCGGUGCUGAAAUCUUCCAGCUGGGCGUACCCGGAAGCUUGGCAAGCAAAUUAAACGAUUUGAAUCCGUUGAAACGUCACGCUGAACCUAGUGAAGUGGCGGCUGUAGUCACAUUCUUAGCUUCGGAAGAAGCUGGAUUUGUCAAUGGACAGGCUAUUCCAGUAUGUGGUGGUGCGAGUAGUAGUGUUCCGUUCGUGGAAACGGCGCUGCUCUAG
Synchytrium microbalum is the source of this 861-nucleotide messenger RNA. RefSeq lists its product as uncharacterized. NCBI's taxonomy places the organism in Eukaryota, Fungi, Chytridiomycota, Chytridiomycetes, Synchytriales, Synchytriaceae. The record is from RefSeq and is a predicted model, not a curated record. The transcript has 6 exons. Bases 1 to 861 code for a protein of 286 amino acids. Gene Ontology annotation, molecular function: oxidoreductase activity, acting on the CH-OH group of donors, NAD or NADP as acceptor.